This is a messenger RNA of Phragmites australis (common reed), 3493 nucleotides long. Its product is annotated as leucine-rich repeat receptor protein kinase HPCA1-like. Bases 162 to 3263 code for a protein of 1033 amino acids. The record is from RefSeq and is a predicted model, not a curated record. Gene Ontology annotation, molecular function: protein kinase activity; ATP binding; protein binding. Gene Ontology annotation, biological process: protein phosphorylation. Lineage: Eukaryota; Viridiplantae; Streptophyta; Magnoliopsida; Poales; Poaceae. The transcript is spliced from 19 exons.
GGCGGCCAGCUCGUUUUCCUUCCUCUCCUUUGACCAGGGGUGCAACGAAGCGAAGGCGCGUGGGCUCGCCUGCCAUUUGCUUGGGUUGACCUCUUCCCUGCGCAGCCGCGCUGGGGAGGAAGAAGACGCAGGGAGUUGGUGCCCCCCUCGCCAUUCAAUGCAUGUAUAACAGUACAGCGAGGCUUGGUGUCAUGACCUUGCGGAUCGGAGGGGCUCACCUUACAAGUUGUGCAGCUCUCUCUCUCUCUCUCUCUCUCUCUCUCUCUCUCUCUCUCUCUCCCCCUGGGUUUUGCGUUGAGACGGAUAGAGAAGAAGAGUUCACGGCCAGGGCCAACCACGCAGGGGGAGCGUGCCUCCGGGUUCCGAUCAUGAAGGCGCCGGCGCGGUGGCGGGUCCUGCCGCCGCUGCUUCUCGUGCUGCUGCUGGCAAGCCUUCCUGCCGGCUUCUGCGACACCAACUCACAAGAUGUUUCUGCUCUCCAAUCUCUGAUGAGCCAAUGGAAGAACUACCCGUCCAGCUGGUCGUCGAGCGACCCCUGCGGCCUGCAGUGGGUCGGUAUCAUGUGCAACAACGGCAGGGUGACGUCGCUGAGGCUGUCAAGUGUCAACGUUCAGGGUACGCUCAGCAACAGCAUCGGCCAGCUCAGCCAGCUCGUGUACCUGGAUCUUUCCUUCAACAUUGGUCUCGGUGGUCCGAUGCCUGCUUCGAUCGGGAGCCUCUCUCAGCUUACUACACUGAUCUUGGCUGGCUGCAGCUUCACAGGAGGCAUUCCACAAGAACUAGGCAACCUACCACAGCUCUCAUUCCUGGCACUGAAUUCAAACAAGUUUACGGGCAAAAUACCGCCUUCACUUGGUCUACUCUCAAACCUCUUCUGGUUGGAUCUGGCUGAUAAUCAGCUUUCUGGACCUAUCCCGAUCUCAACAGCAACGACACCAGGGCUUGAUCUACUUACCCACACAAAGCACUUCCAUUUCAAUAAGAACCGGUUAUCUGGAACGCUUACAGGCCUCUUCAACUCCAAUAUGACUCUGAUACACAUAUUGUUCGAUAGCAAUCAGCUUUCUGGCUCAAUCCCAGCAGAGAUAGGGGGCGUUUCAACACUCCAAGUUCUGCGACUAGAUAGGAACGGUUUUGGGGGAGCAGUUCCUCCGAACAUCAGCAACUUGGUUAAUCUAAAUGAGCUGAACUUGGCAAGCAACAAGCUCACUGGAUCACUGCCAAAUCUUAGCAGCAUGACCAAAUUGAAUGUUGUGGAUUUAAGCAACAACUCAUUCGCCGCUUCAGUAGCCCCAAACUGGUUCACAACGUUAACAUCCCUUACUUCUGUAUCCAUAGCUUCCGGACAACUUUCUGGCGAGGUCCCCAAGAGUCUCUUCACAUUGCCCCAGCUGCAGCAAGUUGUACUGAGCAAAAACGCAUUCAACGGGACACUUGAGAUCACAGGCAACAUCAGCAAACAACUGCAGGCUAUUAAUCUCCUGGAGAACCGUAUAUUGUCUGUCAACGUCACCCCAAGCUACAACAACACUCUGGUGCUAUUUGGGAAUCCGGUGUGCGUGGAUCCAGAUUUAUCACGCUUCUGCAGCAUCCAGCAGGAGAACAUGAUAGCAUACAAGACUAGCCUGGCCAAGUGUGCCUCGACAGCUUCAUGUUCAAAUUCUCAGAGUCUGAACCCUGCAAACUGCGGAUGUGCCUAUUCAUACAACGGAAAGAUGGUCUUCAGAGCGCCAUCCUUCACGGACUUGACAAGCAGCGCCCCUUUUCAGCAACUGGAGACAAGCCUCUGGAGACAACUGGCUCUGCGUGACGACUCAGUUUACCUCUACGAUAUCCAUUUCAACAGUGACAACUACCUCCAGGUUCAAGUGAAGCUGUUCCCAUCUUCAGGGGUGUCCUUCAACCUGUCAGAACUGAUAAAGAUUGGCUUUUAUCUCAGCAACCAGACCUACAAACCACCCACAAAAUUUGGUCCUUAUUACUUCAUUGCAGAUCCAUAUGCACCCUUGUCAGGUGCUUCUGCUGGUGGUAAAAAAUCACAGAUCAGUACAGGUGCUAUCGCUGGAAUUGCGGUAGCUGGUGGACUUCUUGUGAUUGCCCUCAUUGCCAUGGUAUUAUUUGCUUUACGACACAAGAAACGGGCUAAGGAAAUGACGGGACGAGCAGACCCUUUCGCUUCAUGGGGAGUUUCUCAGAAAGACAGUGGUGGGGCUCCACAGCUCAAAGGAGCAAGGUUCUUCUCUUUCGAUGAACUGAAGAACUGCACCAACAAUUUCUCAGACAGCCAUGAGAUAGGCUCAGGGGGAUAUGGAAAGGUGUAUAAAGGAACACUUGUGGAUGGAACGCGGGUGGCGAUAAAGCGAGCAGAACCCGGAUCCAUGCAAGGCGUGGUGGAGUUCAAGAAUGAGAUCGAGCUGCUCUCCAGGGUUCAUCACAGGAACCUUGUGAGCCUGAUCGGCUUCUGCUACGAACAAGGGGAGCAGAUGCUGGUGUACGAGUAUGUCUCCAACGGAACAUUGAGAGAGAACUUGAUAGCGAGAGGGACGUACCUGGACUGGAAGAAAAGGCUCAGGAUUGCGAUCGGGUCAGCGAGGGGGCUAGCAUACCUUCACGAGCUCGCCGACCCGCCGAUCAUCCACCGGGACGUCAAGUCCACCAACAUCCUCCUCGACGAUAACCUGAAAGCCAAGGUCGCCGACUUCGGCCUCUCCAAGCUCGUCGCUGACACCGAGAAGGGCCACGUCUCCACUCAAGUGAAAGGGACACUGGGUUAUCUGGACCCGGAGUACUACAUGACGCAGCAGCUAUCGGAGAAGAGCGACGUGUACAGCUUUGGGGUGGUGAUGCUGGAGCUGGUGAGCGGGCGGCAGCCGAUCGAGAGCGGCAAGUACAUCGUGCGCGAGGUCAGGCUAGCCAUCGACCCGAACGACCGCGACCACUACGGGCUGCGGGGCCUCCUCGACCCGGCGAUCCGGGACGCCGCGCGCACCGCGGGGUUCAGGCUGUUCGUGCAGCUGGCGAUGCGGUGCGUGGACGAGUCGGCGGCGACGCGGCCGGCCAUGGGGGAGGUGGUGAAGGAGAUCGAGGCCAUGCUGCAGAACGAGGCCGACGGGGUCAGCUCAGCCGGCUCGUCGGCCAACGAGUUCGCCGGCGCGGGGGGCGCGCGCGCGCACCCGUACAGCGACGUCGAGAUCACGAGAGGGUCGUACGGGGGAGACAACGCGUCAGAGUACAUGCCGUACUUCGAGGUCAAGCCCAAGUAGGAUCAUAUUUCAGAUGUGUUCUUACCCCAUUUUUGUUGCAGCUUGCGACAUGCAUUGAAGAUUUGUAUGGAUGUGAUGCGUAUUCAUUGGUUUGUCGAGCUUUUACCAUGCAUGCUACGUGCAACCUAUCAUGAGAUUCGUGACACAACAAAAUGUACAUGGCUAGAAGUAUGGAUUUGCCAACAUAAGGUGCUUGAUUUUUUUGUUCUUAUUAAAGUCACAUUUCUUUA